UCAAAAAUCAGCUGGAAGCUCCAGAACGACUCGAAACGGUUCAAAACCGUGUCCAAUCGAUUUGGGAGGUCAAAAAUAGGGUAAUUGUCAGAAUUUCAGCUCUCAAGACCAUUUCGAUAAAAUUUUGAUUUUUUUCUCAUUUUAAGGCCAAAAUUAAUUUUUAAAAAUUUUCCAAAAAUCGAAAAAUACACUUUAGCACCUGAAACUUGUGCUGGUGAUAUAUUUUUGCAUGCUCUUUCGAUUUAGUAAAAAUCCUGCAUACAUUAUAGUCACCUAAAUGAAACACCUCUGUGCCAUAUAUACGAAAAAAUAUGUACUUAGUUACUAGAUAAUGAACUGGCGUACGUAAGAUAGGCACAUACAGGUUCACUGCAUCCAAUAAAAUGGGUAUCAUUGACCAGUAAACUGAGCAAGAAAAAUCAGGCACAAUUAUUCGCCUUAUCUUGAUACACACAGCACGUCAGUAUGCAGUUAUUUCAGUCUCAGCCCACAGCCUACCAUUUCAAAUCGUUCAACCUGCUGAAGAUCGCCUUUCGCUGGCGAAUAUCUUAUCAUUCAAUAAUAAUUGGAUGGAUUUAUGUACAGCGAGCGCUUUAGGAAUUCAAGACUUCGUAACAACAAAUUUAAAAAGGGAUCCGGCGCAGGCUUUGUAUACGAAUGAUAAAUCAUGGACGCCUUUGAUGUACGCGUGUAUUUAUUGUCGAGAACAUAUCGUUUCUGCGAUCGUGAACAUGGUUCCAUCGAGUAUUUAUUCCAUAAAUGAUAAAAUGCAAACGUCUUUAAUGCUGUCGUGUAAAUCUGGAGACUUGAAUAUCGUUAAAUUAUUGACAAAGAAAGAAAUUUUAGAAUGUAAAGAUACCAAAGGCUGGACGGCAUUAUUUUACGCUGUAAUUUACGACCACGUUGACAUUAUUUGUUAUUUAAUGAGAAAAGGAGCUGACGUUAAUGCCAGAGACUAUAGUUCGUGUACAUUAUUAAUGACAGCUGUUAAGCAAGGAAAAGAGAAUAUUGUCGAGUUAUUACUCGGAUUUGGAGCUGAUUAUCAAAUGACAACGAACACUGGGCUAAAAGCCAUCGACAUUGCCUUUGAAUUGAAAUAUUUCAAAUUAGUUAAUCUAUUAAGUAUUCCUGCAGCGACUAAUUUGGAAAGCUUAAUGCAUUGUCUUUGUUUGGACAAGUAUACGCCGGUUUUCACACAACAAGGAAUAGAUUUGAAUCAAUUUUUGAAAUUUUCUGAAGAUGACUUGAAACGAAUAGGAAUCAACUUGUUAGGACCCAGAAGAAAAAUGUCGCUGGCGAUUUAUAAAUUGAAUUAUUUGAAAAAUCUUGAAUUAAGGCUACAAGACAAAUUAGCAACUUUUUAGACUAUUAAAUAGCUUUUUAGAAUUUAAGUAGGUAUUAAUUUUGUAUUAUAUUAAUCUAUCGUGAAUUUAAUUCUUUCAAUGUAUACUUAGUAUUUUUUAUAUGAAUAGUGAAUGACUAUAUCGUUUUUUAACUAAAAUUAUAAAAUCGUGUUGUAAUGUUG
Planococcus citri (citrus mealybug) is the source of this 1525-nucleotide messenger RNA. RefSeq names its product ankyrin repeat and SAM domain-containing protein 6-like. NCBI's taxonomy places the organism in Eukaryota, Metazoa, Arthropoda, Insecta, Hemiptera, Pseudococcidae. Gene Ontology annotation, molecular function: protein binding. The record is from RefSeq and is a predicted model, not a curated record. The transcript is spliced from 6 exons. The coding region runs from base 570 to 1364 and encodes 264 amino acids.